Messenger RNA from Chondrus crispus (carragheen), 126 nucleotides. RefSeq lists its product as hypothetical. The coding region runs from base 1 to 126 and encodes 41 amino acids. Lineage: Eukaryota; Rhodophyta; Florideophyceae; Gigartinales; Gigartinaceae. The transcript has a single exon. The record is from RefSeq and is a predicted model, not a curated record.
AUGUCUCCUGUACAUAAGAAAUCUCAUAGACUCCUGCCUUCACAAUAUAACAGACGUCUUCGCUGCUGUUCCUACUCUUACUCCUAUUCCUACUCUCCACACGACUCUUUCGCACGUGCCGAGUGA